AUGCGUUUCCAUGGUUCUUCCAUUUUGGGCGACCUUGAAACUGUUCCUAACAAAUCGACAGUAAAUAUACCAGUUCCACCAACUAUAGAAACACCGAUUACCACUGGUCCCCCCAAACCGAACUCAUCUUCUAUAAAACCAGCUUCGAGCAAUGCGCCACCUCAGUCUCCAGAAAGCAACUCUUCGAAAUCUGUCGAACCUCGAAAACCGAAAAAAUCAUUUUGGGUUAAAUUCAAAGAGGAGCUUGUUCACUACUACCAUGGUUUCCGCCUUCUUGGGUUGGAGACAAGAAUCGCCUCUGGUAUCUGCUUUCAAUUACUGACGGGGAAAACAUUAACAAGACGUGAACGAAAUCAGCUCGUAAGAACGGUCGCUGAUAUUACUCGACUAGUACCCUUUGCUAUCUUCAUAAUUGUUCCAUUUAUGGAACUCUUGCUGCCAGUCUACCUCAAAUUUUUCCCUUUUAUGUUACCCAGCACUUUCAAGGAGAAGAGUAAAGAGGAAGAAAAAAUGCGCCAAAAGUUAAAGGCAAAGCUAGAAAUGGCACGCUUUUUGCAGGAGACUGUGAUGAAGACUACAAGUAAUGCCAAGAAAGGCAAGGACAUUCCAACCAUUGGCGAAUUUCAGGAAUUUUUAAAGACAGUUCGCCAGUCGGGUCAGCUUGCUAACACCACCGACAUUGUUCGUUUUUCUCGCCUGUUUGAGGACCAGGUGACGUUAGAUUCAUUGAGCCAUGCUCAACUGAAAGCAUUGUGUCAGUUAUUGGAAAUUAACUCCAUCGGCCCGAGUAACUUUCUGCGCUUCCAGCUGUGGCUUCGCGUUCGCCAACUACGAACUGAAGACAAGUUGAUCGCGAAGGAAGGCGUCGACCAGAUUCCUCCAUGGGAACUGCAGACCCUUUCGCGUAACCGCGGAAUGAGAUCUCUCGGCCUGACGACUGAGCGUUUGCGUAGUCAGCUCAGUCAAUGGCUUGAACUUCACUUGGAGAAAGACGUCCCAAUCGCGCUGCUUCUACUUUCCAGGGCCAUGUACCUACAAGACACAACUCUUCCACCGGAACAACAACUUCAGCAUGUGAUCUCCGUGCUUCCGGACUCGGCGGCAGAGGAGGCGGCGGUGAAGGCGGUCGAUUCGACCGAGGACGUUGACCCGAAGACGAAGAUGGAAAUCCUGCGCAAGGAGCAGGAGACCAUCAAAGCCGAACGCGCAGCCGCACGCAAGGAGGCGAAGGAGCUCGCGCGCAAGGCCGCCGACGCCAUGAAACUAGAGACCCUCGUCGACAAGACGGAGACCCUCGAGUCGCGAUCCUCUGAGGAGUGUGAGUCACCCUGUUUUUUUUACUUCACCUUGCUGCACACAGUCUACCCGUUUUAG
Molecule: messenger RNA, 1374 nt
Organism: Mesocestoides corti
Lineage: Eukaryota; Metazoa; Platyhelminthes; Cestoda; Cyclophyllidea; Mesocestoididae
Source: the annotation of a GenBank genome assembly